UUUUCAGGUAGAAAGGGUCGUGGGGGAUCGCGGUCUUACCAUUUUGCUGAACAAUGCUGGAAUAGCCGUAAGCUACUCCACAUACCAGAAGCCAAAUCGUGCCGAUAUUAUCAAAAACUUUGAUACCAACGCUGCCGGUGUGGCCGUACUCACUCAAACAUUCCUUCCUUUACUACGUAAAGCUGCCGCGCAAGUCUCCACAAAUGAGUUUUCUGUUAAUCGAGCUGCAAUUCUCAGCAUUUCGUCGGAGGCUGGUUCAAUUGCUGGUAAUACAUCGGGCGGCAUGCUGGCCUACAGAAUCAGUAAGGUAAUUUCAACAAUGCGUUACACAGAUCUUCAGACAUCAAUAUUGUCUUUUAUAUAA
Messenger RNA from Strongylus vulgaris, 364 nucleotides. NCBI's taxonomy places the organism in Eukaryota, Metazoa, Nematoda, Chromadorea, Rhabditida, Strongylidae. The record is from the annotation of a GenBank genome assembly.